Messenger RNA from Phalaenopsis equestris, 2113 nucleotides. Its product is annotated as AMSH-like ubiquitin thioesterase 3. NCBI's taxonomy places the organism in Eukaryota, Viridiplantae, Streptophyta, Magnoliopsida, Asparagales, Orchidaceae. Gene Ontology annotation, cellular component: membrane; endosome. The transcript has 15 exons. The record is from RefSeq and is a predicted model, not a curated record. Bases 200 to 1720 code for a protein of 506 amino acids. Gene Ontology annotation, molecular function: metal-dependent deubiquitinase activity; K63-linked deubiquitinase activity; protein binding. Gene Ontology annotation, biological process: protein K63-linked deubiquitination; protein K48-linked deubiquitination.
UUUGUGAAAAAGCUACCCUCUCGCUACUUCUCCAAGGUUCGCUGCACUAAAGAUCCAUUCUGAGCGCGUCUUGCACCCUACCUCACGUGGAACAAAGCCCAACAUUCUUAGUUCGUGAAUCGCGACCUUCAGCGAUCUCUGGCUGCAAUCGCCGCCAGCUUUCUCUCUCUCUCUCUGAGGAAGUUAGAGGUCGAUAGAUAUGACGACGGAGAGCCGGCGGGGGAUGCCGGCAGCGGGCAAGGCGCGGUCGACGCUACGGGCGAUCAACAUCAACGCUUCGGCUCAGAAGGUGGCGGUGGACAACCGGAUCUCCCUCCACUAUUAUUAUCGAAUAGCCGAAAAUCUUCUCCGGCAGGCCAGUAUAUAUCGGGAGGAGAAGAAUCUGGUUGAUUUGUAUAUCAUACUCCUUAGAUUUUCAAGUUUAAUGUGUGAAACAAUACCUUCACAUCGAGAUUAUCAGGUCUUGCUUUUGAAAGAAAAAUCUGCUUUUAGGAAGAAACUGCUUGAUGUUAUUAAUGAGCUUGAAGCUCUGAAGCCACUUGUGCAACAACAAGUUGAUGAAAUCAAUAAGGGGAGUAUGCAUCAAACUAUUGGAUUGGACAAGGCUUCUUUUGAUCAUGGUAGAAAGCAGCUCUUCUCAACUUCUUUUUCCAUGCAGCCGCCCGCGCAAUUUACAUUUGAACUAUUUCAGAAGCAGAAUCUAGAGAGAAAUCAGGUUAAACGGACACUUAAUUUGCCUCAUCCAAAGGAAGAAACAUUAUCCAGACACUCCAUUUUAGGCCCAAAUGGGCUCCAAGGCCCGUGGAAAGGACCUAUUUCUGGUAUUAGGGUUCAAUAUCCCAGCAAUGUUGACUUGACACAGAGUGAAAUACCAGGGUUAAAUCAGGAGUCUCACGACCCUGCCAUUUUGCCAGAAAGCUAUUUGAAAGGACGAAACUCUGCUAUGGACGCCGUGCUAUCUCUGGAUGAUGGCGGUUGGCCAAUUUCAGGAGAAGGAUUCGAUUCUUUGGCUGCACAUACUAUAAAAGAAGAAUCUUUACAGUUGAAUAUUAGACAACCAUCUAUUCCUCCUGUUUUUGCUCAGGUUCAGUCAGAACCAUAUUCAUUAUCUCCAUCAAAAGUUGCAGAUCCGAGACCAGGACUGCCAAAACUUUCCCAAGAGGGAGAUUCUACGACAUAUCAGAAAUUACAUGUACCUGUGCAGAUGUUGGAAUGUUUCUUGAAGCUUGCCGAGAGAAACACCACCAAGAAUCUGGAGACAUGUGGAGUUCUUGCAGGCUUGUUAAAAAACAGUACUUUUGUUGUGACGACGCUAAUAAUCCCAAAGCAGGAGUCAACAUCUGAUUCGUGUCAGACAACCGAUGAGGAAGAGAUAUUUAAUGUUCAAGAUGAACGUUCACUAUUUCCGCUUGGCUGGAUUCAUACACACCCAACACAAACUUGCUUCAUGUCAUCAAUUGAUCUUCACACUCAUUAUUCAUAUCAGAUUAUGCUUCCUGAAGCAAUUGCAAUAGUUAUGGCUCCAACUGAUACAACAAGAAAGCAUGGCAUCUUCCACCUGUCUGAGCCGAGCGGCGUCUCAGUUAUUCGCAACUGCCAAGCGCGUGGGUUUCAUCCUCACGAGGAACCUUCUGAUGGCAGCCCAAUCUAUGAGCAUUGUUCUCAUGUUCUCAUGAACGCUAAUAUUAAGUUCGAUGUUGUUGACCUUCGUAAUAAAUAAACUUGACUACUUGCUAUCGGCAGAGAUAUUCCCUGGGUCGAAGACAAUGUUACUAAUUGCUGAGGAUCAAACUUACUGCCUUGUGCUGAGACUUUGGCGUUCUAUUAUUACUUGUGAUGCUUCUUCCUCGUGCUUAUCUACAUUCGUAUCUUUGACAUUUUAAUAUUGUAACAGCACGGUUAUGCUGUCAUUAGCUCUCUGGCUCUUUUUUUUUUUUGAGUUGUUAUAAUCUCAGCUGUGGAUUGUUGGGAUGCAAUGUUAAAAUUUACAUCAACCUAAAAUCAUCAGAUGUAAGUUAAACUUAGGUCAUGAAAUUAUGUGUACAUAUCUAAUAUUGUGUACAUUACCUGAAGUUUAUUUAAAGUAUAUUUCUUCGUGUGACAUGCCGUCAAC